UGCUCUCUGCCUCGAGGUCCGUAAUUGACGCACGGUGCAGGGCCGGAAGGCGGGAGGGCAGCCUCCUCCGUGCGAUCUUCAAACAGGACAUCCGAGAUGCACAACGUCUUAUAGUUUGGCUGGCCAUCACUGGUCAUGCGGUGGGCCCGAAAUAAACUCCCUGCUUCAAAGGAAAGUGUUUCAGAACGGCCUGGCAGAGCAGCCAGGAGCUCGGGGCCAGGGCAGAAGGAAAACUCAGGGAGAAUGUUCUGAAUUAAGACACUCAAGAAAACCUUCUUUAGUCCCCCUGAAUCGUGUGCCCCUGUUUCAGAGCCUAACAGGGCUUUCUGGCUUGCUGCUUCCUCCCCCCCCACGGAGCACCACUCUUCUGGUGGCCAAGGUGAGAGGCGAGAGAGGAUGGCCACGGAGAUCAGCGCUCGGGGCAGACAGCGCGCCAUCGGGCAUGAGGAGUACAGUCUGUAUAGCAGCCUGAGUGAGGAUGAGCUGGUCCAGAUGGCCAUUGAGCAGAGCCUGGCUGACAAGACUCGGGGCCCAACCACUGCGGAGGCCACCGCGUCCACGCGCAUCAACCGCCAACCUGCCCAUUUCUACCCAUGGACCAGGUCGACUGUGCCUCCCGAGAACCCGCCCGCCUCGACCCCCAAGGGCCUGUUCCAAGGGGUCAUGCAGAAGUACAAGAACUCCCAGCUGGCGCCUGUGGACCCUGUGCUGAAGGCCAUCAAGGAAGGGGACGAAGAGGCCUUGAAGGCCAUGAUCAAGGCGGGGAAGAAUCUCGCAGAGCCCAACAAGGAGGGCUGGCUGCCGCUGCACGAGGCGGCCUACUACGGCCAGCUCCGCUGCCUAAAGGCCCUGCAGCAAGCAUACCCGGCCGUCAUCGACCAGCGCACCUUGCAGGAGGAAACGGCCCUUUACCUGGCCACGUGCAGGGGACACCUGGACUGCCUCCAGUCUCUGCUCCAGGCUGGGGCCGAGCCUGACAUUUCCAACAAGGCCCGAGAGACACCACUCUACAAAGCCUGCGAACGCAAGAACGCGGAGGCAGUGAGGGUCCUGGUGGAGUACCACGCAGACACCAACCACCGCUGCAACCGAGGCUGGACGGCCCUGCACGAGUCUGUUUCUCGCAACGACCUGGAGGUCAUGGAGAUCCUGGUGAGCAGAGGCGCCAAGGUGGAGUCCAAGAAUGCCUACGGCAUCACCCCCUUGUUCGUGGCGGCUCAGAGUGGGCAGCUGGAGGCCCUGCGGUUCCUGGCCAAGUACGGCGCCGACAUCAAUACGCAGGCCAGUGACAACGCGUCAGCCCUCUACGAGGCUUGCAAGAACGAGCACGAGGCUGUGGUGGAGUUUCUGCUCUCGCAAGGCGCGGACGCCAACAAGGCCAACAAAGACGGCAUGCUCCCGCUGCACAUCGCCUCCAAGAAGGGCAACUACAGGAUCGUGCAGAUGCUGCUGCCGGUGACCAGCCGCACGCGCGUGCGCCGUAGCGGCAUCAGCCCGCUGCACCUGGCCGCGGAGCGCAACCACGACGGGGUGCUCGAGGCGCUGCUGGGCGCGCGCUUCGACGUGAACGCGCCGCUGGCGCCCGAGCGCGCGCGCCUCUACGAGGACCGCCGCAGCUCCGCGCUCUACUUCGCGGUGGUCAACAACAACGUGUACGCCACCGAGCUGCUGCUGCUGGCCGGCGCCGACCCCAACAGCGACCUCAUCAGCCCCCUGCUCGUGGCCAUCCGCCAGGGCUGCCUGCGCACCAUGCAGCUGCUGCUGGACCACGGCGCCAACAUCAACGCCUACAUCGCCACGCACCCCACCGCCUUCCCCGCCACCAUCAUGUUCGCCAUGAAGUACCUGUCGCUGCUCAAGUUCCUCAUGGACCUCGGCUGCGACGGCGAGCCCUGCUUCUCGUGCCAGUAUGGCAACGGCCCGCACCCGCCCGCCCCGUCGCGCUCCAGCCGGUUCAGCUACACGUCCGCCAGCGACAAGGAGCCCGCCGUGGUCCAGUUCUGUGAGAUCCUGUCUGCCCCAGAGGUGAGCCGCUGGGCAGGGCCCAUCAUCGACAUCCUCCUGGAUUACGUAGGCAACGUGCAGCUCUGCUCACGGCUGAAGGAACACAUCGAGAGCUUCGAGGACUGGGCCGUCAUCAAGGAGAAGGCAGAGCUUCCCAGACCCCUGGCUCACCUGUGCCGGCUGCGCGUGCGGAAGGCGGUGGGGAAACACCGGAUAAAGCUGCUGGAUGACCUGCCGCUCCCCGGCCGCCUGAUCAGGUACCUGAAGUAUGAGAUCACCCAGUAGCCGAGGCCGUGGACUGUUUCACUAAAGCCUCAGGGCGGCGGCGGCCCCGGAUCCUGGCGGAAGGGACCCGGCAAUGGACCGAGGCUGUGGGCGGUCUCCCGGCCGGCUGGGACCACUUCUGUGACCUCGCCAGGUCUCUGGGCCAGAGCUUUGCCCGGACCAGAGAACAGAAUGUGUCAAGUAGGAGAAAAACCGUCUUCAUUUUCAAAAACUGCUGAGUAGACCCUGGACCCUCUGGGCCAUUGGGAAUGGCGGAACCUCCAUUCCUGGGGCUGGGGGGUGUGGCAGGGCGGCAGGGCAGAACUUGGGGUGAGGGCAGCCUGGCCCCAACCCUGGGCUGUGGCUGGAGCACUUUCACGGAUGAGUCUGCCUUUCCAAGACAACCUCGCCGCGGGGCUGUCUCUGUCCCCUCCCCACUGUGCUCCACCGAACUCUCCACUUGACUUCUGAGCUUUCUUCCUGGAGCUGUGGUCUGGUGGGGGGUGGGUGGGGGCCCACCUUCAGUACAAUAAAUGUUGCACAGAUGACACCCAGCCCAGCGAAGUCCCUCUCAUCAGACCCCCG
Molecule: messenger RNA, 2853 nt
Organism: Mustela erminea (ermine)
Lineage: Eukaryota; Metazoa; Chordata; Mammalia; Carnivora; Mustelidae
Gene: ASB2
Product: ankyrin repeat and SOCS box containing 2
Exons: 10
Coding region: 397-2289 (630 amino acids)
Biological process (GO): positive regulation of transcription by RNA polymerase II; intracellular signal transduction
Cellular component (GO): nucleus
Molecular function (GO): transcription cis-regulatory region binding; protein binding
Source: RefSeq, a predicted model, not a curated record